Molecule: messenger RNA, 1869 nt
Organism: Raphanus sativus (radish)
Lineage: Eukaryota; Viridiplantae; Streptophyta; Magnoliopsida; Brassicales; Brassicaceae
Exons: 4
Coding region: 1-1869 (622 amino acids)
Source: RefSeq, a predicted model, not a curated record
AUGACAAGCCGUGGUAAGCGAGGGAAAAGGCAGAACAAGAAACAAAACAAUUCCACAAGAGAAAAGGUUCAAGGACACAACCCUGCUCCAGUAGCUGAUGAAGAGCUUUCCGGCGGGAAUGAGACUCAAACCGAAAAUCAUUCUGCAACAUCUCAGGAAUGUCAACCAUUGCCACCUGAUGAGCUAUACUUCAAGAACACGGAAUUCACCAAGUCGUGUAAGAUACAGAGCAAGUGCUCUGUGAGCGGAACAGUGGACCUCUUGAAGAAGCUUACGCCCGAGGAUGAGUCGCCCGAGUUGGAGUGGUUCAAAAACCACCCUCAGUUUUGCCACAUUUUCCACAUGCCGAAUGAACCAAACUUGAGGCUGAUGGGUAUGUGGUCGCUGCUACUGCGCACAAUUCCCUUACACGAGGGAGAGGACACAGUUUGGUUUGCGGUUAAUGGCGUGCCCCUCCGGUAUUCAAUGAGAGAGCAUGCACUCAUCUCAGGCUUGGACUGCCGUGACUACCCACCGAAUUAUAAGAAGUUGGGGAGCUUUGCUUUUGUAGAUAGGCAUUUUGGCUCGCAUAAGGAGAUAACAAUGGAAUCUGUGAGAGAGAAGUUGCUGAGUAUGAGUGCAUGUGGGGAUCGACUCAGGAUGGCGGUGCUCUACUUCCUAGGCACGGUUAUCAGAGCGAAGGCAAGGUACAAUGCCCCAUUCGACUCUUUAAUUUUAAGAGUCGUCAACGAAAUGGAAAUUUGCAAAACCUUUCCAUGGGGUCGCUUGACGUUCGAUGAUGCGAUCGGGUCCAUUAACUACGUGACGAAGAAACUCAAAGGGGAACCUAAGAAGAAUGUCAACUUUCCCGGGUUCAUAGUUCCUUUGGAGAUCCUGGCAUUUGAGUGUAUUCCAGCUCUGAAUGCACGAUUCAGAGAACGUGUAGCUGGCUGUUUCAGCUCCUGCCCGAGGAUGUGCAAGAAACGGUUCCAAAGUAACAGCAUGAAAGGUUAUCCACUCCAGGAUUUGUACGACACGCUUGGACACACUACGGUCAUUGAUAGUGUUUUGGUUCCAACUGUUGAUGAGGAACCUCUCAUGGCACAUAUAUGUGAGGGGGAGCCAGACUAUGAAAAUGAAGAAGGAGUGAGUAACUUGUGGAGCACAUGGCUGACUGUUAAGGAGAAGCCUAUCUUUUGGCAAGGACUCUAUGAGUUGGAUGUGGCUGCAAGGGAGUUUCCUAAGAAAAAAGACAAAGGAAAAGGGAAAGUGAAUGAAGAAGCAUCCUCCUCUGUUCAUGGUUUGGAGGACGUUCUGAAAGGGUUUGAAGAGAGGUUGAUGGCUUCUUUGAGUGAAGUGAUUGUGAAGGUAGAGACAAUGGACAAGAGGCUUGGUGUGGUGGAGAAGAGCCAUGUUACUUUAAAAAGAAGGUCUAAGAGGAUGAAAGCAAUGGAGAAGAGGCUUGAUGCCAUUGAGCGGACGCAAGAUGGUUUAAAACUAAAGGCCAGGAAGCAGAAGACAUUAGAGGAGAGACUUGAUGGCAUUGAGAAAGAAAUGAAGAAGCAGGAGAAAGAGAAGGAGAACGAUGAUGGUUUUGAGUACCAAACCAUGGAUCAUGGUUGGAAUGAUGGGCGUUAUGACAGCAACCUCGUGGAUCCAACAGCUGAGAAAGCGAGUGAAGAAGAAGCUCAGAAGGAAGAUAAAAGUUCUGAGAAAGAAAAAGAACCUGAAGCUGAAGCUGAAGCUCAAGCUGAAGAGGCUCAGAAAGAAGAUAAAAGUUCUGAGAAAGAGAAAGAACCUGAGCAUGAAGCAGAACCUGAAAAAGACAAAGAAGGUGAAGGCUUGACUCAUGAAGAGAAAGAAACAGAGCUGGCUGAAAACGGAGAAUAA